Trachemys scripta elegans is the source of this 4054-nucleotide messenger RNA. RefSeq names its product kinesin family member 9 (gene KIF9). Gene Ontology annotation, biological process: microtubule-based movement. Gene Ontology annotation, molecular function: ATP binding; microtubule binding; microtubule motor activity. The coding region runs from base 1337 to 3835 and encodes 832 amino acids. NCBI's taxonomy places the organism in Eukaryota, Metazoa, Chordata, Testudines, Emydidae. The transcript has 21 exons. The record is from RefSeq and is a predicted model, not a curated record.
GUGUCCUCAUCCCCAUCUCCCUGUCACUGUCCCCAUCCCCUCCCCAGCCAUCUCUGUCCCCAUGUCACCAACCCCAUCUCUCAGACAUCCUCAUCUCCCUGUGACUAUCCCCAUCUCCCAGCCAUCUCGUCCCCACCUCUCAGCCACCCCCAUCUCUCAGCCAUCACAAUUACUGCCUCCACUUUCCUAGUGUCCCCAUCUUCGUCUCCACAUCCCAACCAUCUCCCUAUCACCACCACCAUCCCCGCUUCCCACCCAUCCCUGUAUUGCCAUUGUUUUUUUCCCCUCAUUCCAGCCAUCCCUGUGUUGCUACUGUCUAUGCAUCUUGCUGUCCCUGCAUGACCACCACCAUCAUCGACACAUCCCAACCAGCCCCUCCUCAUCACCUCCUCCAACCUCACUUGCUGGAUCACACUGUCCUCUUCCCCGUGUCCCAGCCAUCUCCUAUCUCCUAUUGCCAUUGCUCCCAUGUCACCACCAUCCUCAUCCCUGUAUCAUAUCUGACUCCAUCCCCAAUGUUCCAGCUGCCCCUGAGCUCACAUUGCCGCGGCUCCUGCAUCCCAUGUUCUCACCCCUGCAUCACCUCCAUUUCUGUACCCACAUCCCAACGAUCCUCAUGCCAUCUCUAAUCCCACAGCCCUGUGUCACUGUUGGCUCUGUAACCAUGUCCCAGGCAUUUAAAAAACCUGGUUGACUACCUGGCUUGGGAGAUUGGUAAUGGUCUAUGGAGCCUUGUACUUCUAGAUCACUGGUUAAAAGCCUGUCUGCUGACAAAGUUGAAAGGCUAUUUGGUGGCCUGUGUGGAAUGACUUUGGUGGAUCUCAAUCAGUGGAUAGGUGCCCAUGUGACAAAAACAACCAUCACAAGUGACACUAAUUGGCAUCCUUGUUGCAGUCACAGCAGAAAGGCCUUGCAAGGACUGAACGGGCUGUGGAGAUUGAACUCCCUUUCUUAUCCAUAGCUGUGAACCUUCUGUCAAUGGUAAAGAGUCACUUUCUUCUAACACUGAACGAGGAAUUUUAUUAGAAUAAGAAAAAUUGCAUUAACCCCAAGGCUAUUCUCUCCCUCUCUGUGCUUCACCUUAGAGCUUCUGCUUAGAGCCUUCUCCAGCUCCCUCUUCCUGUCUGGCUUCUUGCUAUGGCUGUAAAGAAACAGUGCACCUAUCCUCACAAUCUUCUUGUCAAGGUAGAAGCCUAUUGCUGUGAUACUGUGAAAGAUUACAGUACCACUACGUGAACUGUACCUGUUCUUUGGAUAAAGAAAGAACUUCACUCUCCAGGACCAUCAGUCGUUCACUAGCACUAAAUACAUUUUAAAGUAAUAACAUAGAACGUGCAUGUUCAUGUGUAUCUGUUUCAUCUCCUCCAGGUGUCCCCACAAGCCAUUAUCUGUAUUAGUUGUUACAAUGAGUGCAAAAGAAAAUAAAGUACAUGCAUUUGUGCGAGUCAAGCCAACAGCUAAUUUUCCUCAAGACAUGAUCAAGUAUGGGCCAGACAAUAAGAGCAUAGAUAUUUACAUCAGGAGGGAUGUUAAGAAAGGAGUCAUCAAUAACAAGCAGACUGAUUGGUCCUUUAAACUGGAUGGUGUUCUUCACAAUGCCUCCCAGGAUUCGGUUUAUGAUGCAGUAGCUAGGGACUUGGUAUCCCAAGCUCUGGAUGGCUAUAAUGGCACCAUAAUGUGCUAUGGGCAAACAGGAGCUGGUAAAACAUACACCAUGACAGGAGCAACUGAAAACUACAAGCAUAGAGGAAUCAUACCCCGAGCUAUACAACAGGUGUUCAGGGCAGUUGAAGAACACAUCGAUCAGUCCAUCACUGUCCGAAUAUCCUACCUGGAAAUCUACAACGAGACUCUCUUCGACCUUCUCUCCACUAUGCCUCAUGACAUGUCCGGUGACAUUCACAUGGCUGUUGUGGAGUACCCACAGGGUGUCUUUGUGAAGGGCUUAUCUAUGCAUCCAGCCAGCCACGAGGAAGAUGCUUUAAAUCUCCUGUUUGAGGGUGAGACCAACAGAAUAAUAGGUGAACAUACUCUGAAUAAAAAUUCAUCCAGGUCCCAUUGCAUAUUCACUAUUUAUAUUGAGUCUCAUUCCAGAAUUUUGUCAGAUGCCAAAUACACUGCUUCAAAAAUUAACCUAGUGGAUCUGGCAGGUUCAGAAAGACUGGGGAAGACUGGGUCCGAGGGGCAGGUUCUGAAAGAAGCCACAUAUAUCAACAAAUCUUUGUCAUUCCUUGAGCAAGCUAUCAUUGCACUGGCUGAUCGUAAGAGGGACCACGUCCCCUUCCGGCAGAGCAAGCUCACCCAUGCCCUUAAGGAUUCAUUAGGGGGAAACUGCAAUACAGUCCUGGUGGCAAAUAUCUAUGGUGAAGCUGCUCAGAUAGAGGAGACUCUGUCUUCUCUCCGUUUUGCUACCAGAAUGAAAUGGGUCACAACGGAGCCAGCCAUCAAUGAGAAAUACGACCCAGAGCGGAUGGUCAAGAAUCUGGAGAAGGAGAUUGUUCUUCUGAAGCAGGAACUAGCCAUGCAUGACAGCUUGGUCAACCGUUCUCUGGUGAAUUAUGACCCUCUGAAUGAAAUCCAGAUAGCAGAGAUUAACUCUCAAGUCCGCAGGUACCUAGAAGGAGCCACAGAUGAUAUUGAUAUAAUGAACAUCAGGCAAAUCCAAGAGGUAUUUAACCAGUUCAAAGUGAUUUUAAGCCAACAGGAGCAGGAAGUGGAAGCCAGACUACGAAACAAAUACACCCUGAUAGACAAAGGUGACUUUGCAGCCAUUACUGCUGCUCAGAAGGCAGGCCUGGUUGAUGCAGAGGGCCAUCUAGUGGGGGAAGUGGACGGACAGGGCUUCGGGAUUGGAGUUGCUCCUUUAUCCAAACCCGGCGGGAAGAAAGUUAAAGCCAAGAAAGCCAAAGAGCAGCUUAGCCCCAUUACAAGGAAGGAAGGAUUAGGAAGCCCUGUUUUGGGGAAAGAUCUGGAUUCUGUUUCCCCCUCAAGGAGUCAGCUGGUAACUUCCGCAAAGGAUUUGGAUGUGAAGGAGGGACUAAUACGGGAGCAGGAUGCAGCUAGUAUUGAAACACAUCGCUCGGAGUCAGUGCCCAAGGAGGAGUCCCACCGACCGAGUUCCCCUCCCGCUAAGCUGGUGGCAUUUGAGGAGUUUAAAAACGAGCGAGGAAGUGAGAUCAACCGGAUCUUUAAGGAGAACAAAGCCAUCCUCAGCGACAGGAAGAAGAAAGCGAGCGAGAUCACCCACAGACUCAACCUAAUAAAACAGGAGAUGGACAUCACCAAACAGGCCCUCGGGGCCCAGAAGAAGGAGAGGGAGGAGCAGGGCGAGUAUGUGAAUGAGGAAGGACAGAUCAUAAUUGACGAGGAGGAAUUUUUACUGGUCAUGAAACUUAAGGAUCUGAAGAAACAGUACAGGUGUGAUUUUGAUGAACUGCGGGACCUGAAAGCAGAAGUCCAAUACUGUCAGCAUCUGGUGGAUCAGUGCCGCAACAGACUAAUCUCAGAAUUUGAAAUCUGGUACAAUGAGUCCUUCCUUAUCCCUGAGGAUGUGCAGGAAGCGAUAAAGCCUGGAGGCAACAUCAGACCUGGAAUGAUUCCCAUGAACAGAGUCCUGUGUCUGGAUGAAGAUGAGCAGGAGCGGUUUGACCGGCUGCAGGGAGAAGUGCUGCCAGCCUGUCCCGAUUCCACCUCUUUCUACAAUGCCAAAAUGAAGACUGAUCAGAAGCACAAGUACUUUAGAGCCAUGGCCGCCCUCCAGCAAAUGCACAAGAAACCUGGACUCAUCACAGCUACGGUGAAGAACAAACCCCCGGCGGCGCUCCAUGUCAUAUAGCAGGGGCAGGACAGAGCCAUUUGCCUUGUGUUCUAUACAAGGAAAUGAACAAAUUGACCUCAGAAAACUGUCAGCAUUGAUUUCCACGAGAGACUUCUCAGAAAAUAAAACUGGGCUAGUGACAAACUGCUGUGGUUCACUAGAAUGAAGGUUAGGGCUAGCUAAGGUAGAGGAGUCAUCGGGCAUAGAGGAAGAUCAAAUACACUUUCGUUAAUUGAA